UACAACAGUUUUGUAGCAAAUGUAAUCCAGGCAGUAUUUGGACACCCUCAGCGCGCAGGACCUCUUCAGUCCACUAUGGCGGCGCCCGGUGGAGUUCUGAACUGUGAGGACUUUUCAAUGUUUCAGGAAGUAUUAAAAGUGAUGCGCACCAUAGAUGACAGAAUUGUCCAUGCCCUCAAUACCACUGUGCCCACUGCAUCCUUUUCAGGCAAAGUGGACGCCACACAGACCUGCAAAGAACUUUAUGAAUCUCUCAUGGAAGCUCAUCUUUCCAGAGAUAAGGCAAUAAAGUCAUGUAUUACAGAGACCUCUGCUGUUGUUGGGCAGUUACGUGAAGAGAGGGCAAAAGAUGGCGACAACUUGUCAGUUAUCAAGCAACUCAGGAAAGAGCAAACUAAGUUAAAACUCAUGCAGUCUGAGUUAAAUGUUGAAGAAGUGGUCAAUGACCGGAGUCCAAAUAACGCGUUCUAA
Molecule: messenger RNA, 471 nt
Organism: Sinocyclocheilus grahami
Lineage: Eukaryota; Metazoa; Chordata; Actinopteri; Cypriniformes; Cyprinidae
Product: coiled-coil domain-containing protein 58-like
Exons: 4
Coding region: 76-471 (131 amino acids)
Cellular component (GO): mitochondrial intermembrane space; mitochondrion
Source: RefSeq, a predicted model, not a curated record